This is a messenger RNA of Oreochromis niloticus (Nile tilapia), 3654 nucleotides long. RefSeq names its product pleckstrin 2 (gene plek2). Lineage: Eukaryota; Metazoa; Chordata; Actinopteri; Cichliformes; Cichlidae. Gene Ontology annotation, cellular component: plasma membrane. The transcript has 9 exons. Bases 1714 to 2790 code for a protein of 358 amino acids. Gene Ontology annotation, biological process: intracellular signal transduction; actin cytoskeleton organization. The record is from RefSeq and is a predicted model, not a curated record.
AGGACGGGGUGGGUGGAGAUGGCUGCACUGACAAAAAGAAGGGAGCUGGAGUUUAUGGACAAGGUUAGACAUGAGAACAUCAGAGGGACAGCUCAGGUUGAGCAUUUUGAUAACAAAUUUAGCGAGUCAAGGCUGAGAUGGUUAGUGGAUAGUGAAUACACGGGACAAAGAUGUUGAAUAUGUUGCUGCCAGGCAGGAGGAAAAGCACAGAGGAGAUUCAUGGAUGGGGUGAAGGAGGAGAUGCAGAGAGUCAACGUGACAGAGAUGAAUGACAGGGAUAGUAAAAGAUGGAGGAAGAUGAUGGUGAAUCCUAAAGUGAGCAGCUGGAAGGGUUACAAAAAGCUUUAUCCAAGCCAGAAGAGAUCUAGGGCAGUUUUUUAUUAGUCCUUUGAGUUUAUGUGGUGGCAUGGUGGUAGCAUGGUAGUUAGCACUGUUGCCUCGCAGGAAGAAGUUUCUGAGCUCAAUUCCACCACACCAGGGUCUUUCUGUGUUGAGUUUGCAUCUUCUCUCCAGGUACUCUGGCUUCCUCCCUCAGUCCAGAGGCAUGGGGUUAGGCAUGGUCAUUCUAAAUUGCCAAUUGGUGUGAAUGGAUGGCGAAUAUUUAACUUUUAAUUCCUUUAAAAUACUGUAAGUGUUAUAAAUGUUUGCAUUUUACAGGUUUCAUACUGCUUGAGUUCAAUUGUAAAAUAUAACAAAACAUUUUCAAAGAAUGAUCAGAAGUUCAACUAAAUGUUUAAUAUUGCAUAUCAAUGCAUUUAAUACAAAAUGCAUUAUUACAACAAAUACAAUUCAAAACCAAUGUUCUGUUCAUAAAGUCCCCACUUGUUUAGAACAAGCUUGAGUAGUCACAAUGGAAAAAAAACCAGGUCUAUAUUUAGCUUAAAUCUUUCCUAAAACAUCUUCACCAGUUUAAUGUGAAAAGGUCACUUUGUUCACUUAUUAAUACAAUAUUAAAUAAAUCAUUUUUAAAAAGUGACUGGUAUUUCAUGUCUAUUAUAUUGUGUGUAUAUAUAGCAUUUUGAUUCAUUAGAGAACUACAACAGCCAUAAUACAUCUAAGUCUAAAUAAAUAAACACAAACUAUAUUUUUAUUUGAAUGUAUGUAUUCCAAAGCUCCACAAAAGCUAUCAGUUUUCUUAGAACCAGGAAUCAGGAAAGGAAAAUGAAGCAGACAGUGCCACAGAUGGUUGUAAAAGCAGGGGUCUGAGUAAAAAUGCUUGUUUCUUGGAGUCUCAUUAACUGGGUAGAUGUGCUCUGUGCAGUAAUAAAUAUCUGAAAGAGACUUGAAUGAAACUCUACUCCUACUGGGCGCAGCUGCGGCAGAGGAGAGGGGCUGUGGUGGACCACCAGCUGGUGUUUUUUAAAUCAUAAUAAGAUAAAAUUCUCUGGUCUGUCAGGAGGAUGUUCCCUACAGUCACAUGUCUUAAAUCUGAAUUUUUCACAUACUAUAACUGAUGGAAAACGAAAUCUGUGGAUGCCAUUUGCACUACAGUCAUUAGAAAACAUCGUCUUUUAGUUUCUAAGUGAGUCAGAGUACCCUCAUGUGGUAAUGAGUAGAAAUUGCAGAAUAUGUGAUUAUUCACACUGUGUUUAGCAAGCUCAGUGUGUGGGUGUGAAUGUGGGUGUAGACCGGGUGACACAUUUACCGUCUGCAUUGAAAGCCUGAGCUUACGUGUACAGGCAAUGCUCAGUUGUCAAGAUCACAGUGAGGAGCAUGGAUACAGACAAGCAAGUCAAUAUUCUUCGAGAAGGAUUUCUGGUGAAAAGGGGUCAUGUUGUACACAACUGGAAGGCACGCUGGUUUGUGUUGACCCCAGACAAGUUGUUGUAUUACAAAUAUGAAGGAGGUAAAAAGGACUCAUGCCAGCGAGGGAAAAUCCUGCUGAAGGACUGUGUGAUAACAUGUCCUUUCCUGGAGUAUGAAAAUCGGCCGUUGGUGAUGAAGCUCCAGACAAAACAUGGGGUGGAUCACUAUUUGGAGGCUUGUUCCAGGGAGGAGAGAGAUGAGUGGGCAGCUGAUAUCACUGCUGCAGUCAACAAUCUGCAAACGACCAAUGGCAAGUCCAAGACAGACCAGCCAGACCCCGCUGAAUCCCAGUUGAACAACAUCAACCUGAGCAAGGUGUUGGACUCAAUGUAUGACGUGCACAGUGGCAUCAAGCUGAGCAACCAUGUGGAGCAGGGCAGCACUUACAGUAACUGCUUCUCAGGUUCAGCGGUGGUGGACUGGCUGGUGUUCAUGCAGCUGGUUCUUACCCGUGUGGAGGCUGUGACGCUGGCCUCAGCCCUGUUGGAGGAGGGUUUCCUGCGAACUGUUGGUCAGAAGAGUGUGGAGGCACUUCGCACUGCCGGCCUCGGCGAGCAAUUCAUGGAUGACUCCACUGCUCUAUACAGCUUUCCUGACAGCUUAAAGAAGAGAGGCAGUGUGAAAGCAGAGACAUCGCUGUCUGCAGUGGAGCUAAGUGGGAAGGUGAUAAAAAGAGGAUAUCUGCUUAAACAGGGGCACAGAAGAAAGAACUGGAAAGUCAGACUGUUUGUUUUGCGAUCAGAACCUGCUUUCCUUCACUAUUAUGAUCCGACCAAGGAUGACAUCAGCCCUGUUGGUGGUUUCUCACUGCGAGGGUGCCUUGUGUCAUCUUUAGAGGAUAACGGCGUUCCCUCAGGUGUUAAAGGCAACGUUCAAGGCAACUUGUUUAAAAUUAUAACUCAGACAGACACACAUUACUUCAUCCAGGCGCCAACUCACCAGGAGAAAAUGGACUGGAUAGAUGCAAUAAGAACACAGUGCUGAUUCAUGUUAAAAACACGUUUCAGCAGGUGAAGAAGAUUUAAUUUAAAUACUCAGAGAAUGUGUAGCAGUAUCAGAGCUACUGGUUCCAUAACAUUUCUGUACAUUAGUGCCUAAAAUAUAUUUUUUGUUUUGAUUGUUUUCUUUGUGAGUAUAUGAAUGAAUAUGAAUGUUUUGAAAGUUGUAGCAGUGUUUAAGUUAAACCUUUUUUUUUACGUGUUAAUAAAAUGCAAAUAAUUAAAAAUCAUUAUAUGAACAUUGUGUCUCUUGCUGAAUUUUAUACAACAUAGUAGUGAAAAGUACAUUUACAAAAAAUUUUACUGUACAUUUCCAGGGCUUUUUUUCUCAGUUCCAUUUUCUGCCACAUAAAUAAAAACAGAAUGCAAUAUUUUGCACUGCAAAUCUAAUAAACCGCCUUUUAUUUACAAUAAAUCAAACCAUAUCAGAUGUUGAAACUGAGGCAUUCUACAAUUUCAUGACAAAUAUUAGCUUAUUUUGUGUUAAAUGGCAGCAUUGUGUCUCAAAAAAGUUUGGACAGCAGCAACAAAAGGCUGGAAAAGUUAGUGGUACUAAAAAGAAGUGGCAACUAAUCAGCAAAACUCAAGUAAAGAAGAAGUCGUAUGUGAACAUGAUCCAGAAAUCCCGUCGUCUUUUCCUUGCCAAAGCUCAUUUAAAAAGACUGAGGAAAAACUGGAAAACAACAACUGGUCUCCUCAGUUACCAGACAUUUAUGAAGUGUUGUUAAAUGAAGAAGGGAUGCUACACAGAUGUAAACAUGACCCUGUCCAAAGUUUUUUGAGACUUGUUGCUGCGAUCAAAUUGAAAAUAGCCAACAUUUUUGUUGAGUUGUUACAUUUUGAUUUGAUU